Homalodisca vitripennis (glassy-winged sharpshooter) is the source of this 2808-nucleotide messenger RNA. RefSeq lists its product as uncharacterized. Gene Ontology annotation, molecular function: protein binding. Lineage: Eukaryota; Metazoa; Arthropoda; Insecta; Hemiptera; Cicadellidae. The transcript has 2 exons. Bases 308 to 1765 code for a protein of 485 amino acids. The record is from RefSeq and is a predicted model, not a curated record.
AAUCCAUAUUUCAGUUUCAGUAACGGUACGAUUUCUUGUUGGAUUAAAAUCAAAUCUUUGUUCAUUCAGUGCCUAGAAGACACUGCAAUAUUGGCAACUACACUGAGGGUGACAAAAAUAGUAUUCUGUGAUCCCGCAGCAAACAUCAGUUUUGAAUGUUGUGUUGGUGUUUUAUUUGUGCAAAUCACAUACAAUGGUUUGUUAUUGAUUUACAUUUGGACUUCUCCACACUAUUACCAAUCCACUUUAGUUUGGCACAUUAUUGGAGAGUUAUUGUAUUUUUUACACAAAUUAUUUAAACUUAGAGAUGGACUUAUCCCAGUUUCCCCUGGAGGUGCUGGAGGUGUUGGCAGAAUACCUCUCUGCCCGGGACCUAGCGAACAUGUCAGCUGUGAGUGUGCGCUGGCGUGAGGCUUUCAACCUGGAUCUGUUCUGGCGUCAGCUCUGCGAUCCCCUUGCAGUCAGUUAUCUUGCACGUUCUGGAACUUCCGUAGUUGAACCACACUUCUCCCAGCCUAUAAAUGUAGAUACUCUGGAACCUAUCUGUGACUGGCGCAUCCAUGUCAUGAGGAGAGCUCACCUACUACGGAAUUGGUGCAGGAAACGAUUCUUGCCACAGAAGUUGUGGUUUCCUACUCCCGUAGUCAAUUGUACUCUCGGUCUCGACACCUCUGGGAACCAUUGGCUUGUGGUCAAUUUGGGUGAUCGGACUGAAGUAUGGGAUGUGCAGACAGAUCCUUCCCUUCAUGCGGUCAUCGGGAACAUAACAGGAGCCCCAAGUCAUCUAGAAGUUGUCGGCAACAAACUGAUACUCGUUGACUUUUUUUUAUUUGUACAAGUAUUUCACCUCAAGCUGCCCACCUUGGGAUUUGCACAGAGCAGUAAGUUUUUCUAUACAGACUCAGAACCUGUGUGUGUUGAUCUCAGUGAUGGAGAAGAAGUAGACUCUAUCCGCAACCGACUACGCUCAUGCUUUAGAAAAGGUCAUGUUUUAUUUGUCAUGGAUCAUUUAUUAGUUGGUUACUGUUCGUAUGUUGAAAAUCCAAAAGAGUACUUUCUACACUUAUGGAAUAUCCAAACUGAAAGUAAAUUUGCUCAAGAAACGGUUUUGAGCGCUUUGCACAAUAAAAUGAAGACUUAUUCUUGCAGUAUUUACAUAAGUUCUGAUUUACAAACAAAACAAUUGCUGUGCUCACUCUAUCUUUUUGACAGGUAUGUUUCAAAAUUAGUUCUGUACAGUGUCAAAUGGAGAAAAUUUACAAACUUCAGUUUAACAGUAUCAGGAAAAGUAGAUUGGUGCGAUAUUUCAGGAGAUUUUGUUACAACUUCACAUCUGCUACACCAGCUGCACAUAUACAGUACACAUUCUGGAAAUUUGGUCAACAUCUUGGAUACUAAUGCCAAGAUGGUGUUUGGCCCAAAUUCUGGUCUCCAAUAUCAAAUGAUGGGUUCCUACAUGAUCCAGCCCAGCAGGGAGAGCGUGAAAGUAGUCAAUGUCCAAGAGCACUCGGACAGUUUGCUCCUGUACUUCUACUCAGUAUACAAGGUUAUAACCAUCCCUCCUAAGUUCUUGGCCAUUAGUGCUCGACCUUAUGUCUCCAGCAACAAGAUGAUCCUGGAAGUGUGGGAUAUUCAGGACAAGAUAAGGAUAUUUGACUAUCUCAUCGCUGAGUCUGAUUGUCCUGCUUACCACAUGAUCCACCCCUUGCUCACCAAAACCUCGGUAACCCUGGGGAAAACUGUUAGACUGCUGUCCUUCUGGUGAAUUCCUAACAAUGAAACAAAUAUCAACUGUUGUAACCAAUAAAGACACUUCUGUGAUAUUCUUUAAACAACAAGUUUCCCUACAGAUAAAACAUGUAAUUUUAUCAUAGAUGUCAAUGUUUUAAGUAAUGAAACUAAAUAUUUUGUUUAUUUGACAUGUUCCUAUAAUUAUUUCCUGACAUGAAAUUGAAACUAUUAAACAACCAAUUUUAAAUCAAUUUCUUUAAUGCUUUUGUCUUGCAUAAGAAUAGUGAUUUACAUAGAUUACAAAUAGUUUACCAAAGAUUUUAAUAAUCUUAAUGGAUAAAUUACUCAUAAAUAAUAAUAUCAUUUAAAAAACUUAAAACCCAUCAGAAAUAAAUAUCCAAUAAGUUAUCUUUCAUAGGAUAAUCUUUUGUUUUUUUUAUACAUCAUUAAAACUUUUACAUUUAAAAGUACAUAACAUUUAUACUUUAUACAUCAGUACAGUAAUUCAAUUGUGAUCACGUUGUUUAUGGAACCACCAAUUAGUAUUUUUGACGUGAGGAAAAGGGAAUUUUAACCCUUGACACAUAAUGUUAUACUUUUUUGUAACAGAUAAUAUUGACAAAUAUCUGAAAUCCUACUAACCGUUCAAGUAAACCAACAACAAAAACACAGUAUUAGUUCUUAAUGUAUUGAUUAACUGCUUUAGAAAAAAGUUUUUACUACAUUAGAUUGUGUUUAUUUAAUGAUUUACCUGUCAACCUAUAAGUUGAGAAAUGUUUAAUACAAUUCUGUGGACGAAAUUGAAAAUAUUAUUGACCAACAAUAUAAAGUGGAUUAUUUUAAAAUUAAAUAAUUUCAAUAUGGAAGUGGAAUUAAUUUAACUAUUAUAAAUAUAUCUAAAUGUUUAUCCUUAAUUAUUUACAUAUUGAUUUUAUGUAUGAUUAUAUGGCUUAGUGAUAAAAAUAAUGCUUUUGACUAGUUGGAUUGCUUGUUAAGGGGGUUGUAUACCUCUGUUUCUUGCUCAUGUUAAAUUAGCCUUUUUUGAUGUUCCAAAACAUUAAAAAAUGUCUUAUUUUA